Molecule: messenger RNA, 1025 nt
Organism: Grammomys surdaster
Lineage: Eukaryota; Metazoa; Chordata; Mammalia; Rodentia; Muridae
Gene: Pts
Product: 6-pyruvoyltetrahydropterin synthase
Exons: 6
Coding region: 29-463 (144 amino acids)
Biological process (GO): tetrahydrobiopterin biosynthetic process
Cellular component (GO): mitochondrion
Molecular function (GO): 6-pyruvoyltetrahydropterin synthase activity
Source: RefSeq, a predicted model, not a curated record
UAGCUUGUGGGUCUUUGGUCUGACGCCCAUGAGCGCGGCAGGUGGCCUUCGUCGCCGCGCGCGACUGUCGCGCCUCGUGUCCUUCAGCGCGAGCCACCGGCUGCACAGCCCAUCUCUGACCAAUGAAGAGAACUUGAAGGUGUUUGGGAAAUGCAACAAUCCGAAUGGCCAUGGUCACAACUAUAAAGUUGUGGUGACAGUACAUGGAGAGAUUGAUCCUGUCACAGGCAUGGUUAUGAAUCUGACCGACCUCAAAGAAUACAUGGAGGAGGCCAUCAUGAAGCCCCUUGAUCACAAGAACCUGGAUCUGGACGUGCCAUACUUCGCAGAUGUUGUAAGCACGACAGAAAAUGUAGCUGUCUAUAUCUGGGAAAACCUUCAGAAACUUCUUCCAGUGGGAGCUCUUUAUAAAGUAAAAGUGUAUGAAACUGAAAACAACAUUGUAGUCUAUAAAGGAAAAUAGAUCUUAGGUUUAACAUUGUAGACAGGCUCAUUUCUCUUCAUCCUUGAAAAGCUCUUUGUCCUUUUAGAGAACACAGCAAUCGUCACAUACUUGUGUUUCCACGUUGUGUUGUGGAGUACCUGAGCAUUAAAGUAAUGUAAGGUCUGUAUUUAAAUGUAUUUAAAAAUCAAGCCUGCAGUGUAUCCUGAAUGGAAUUUUGGUGAGAAAGUAGAGAAGGCUUGAAGCCAGGGCCUCACACAUGUGAAGCAUACAGGCUACUCCUGAAGUGCGGUCCAGUCCUCUCAAGGCCAUUUAGAGGAUCUUUUAUCCAGAGAUUAAAACUUAAUUCAUCUUGGACUGGUGAGAUGGCUCAGGUUAAGAACACUGGCUACGCUUCCAGAUGGCUCAGAACCAUCUGUAAAGAGAUCUGAUGCCCUCCUCUGGCAUGUAGGUGUACAUGCAGACAAAACAUUCUUACAAUUAAAAAAUACAUUAAAAAUUUAAAAAUAAUUUCAUCUGAGCAAAAUGUUUUAAUGUGGAAUUAUGUAAAGGUAAAAUAAACCCAUUUUUGUUAUCUACCUCA